Messenger RNA from Colias croceus (clouded yellow), 941 nucleotides. RefSeq lists its product as uncharacterized. Lineage: Eukaryota; Metazoa; Arthropoda; Insecta; Lepidoptera; Pieridae. The record is from RefSeq and is a predicted model, not a curated record. The transcript has a single exon. Bases 189 to 941 code for a protein of 250 amino acids.
GUGUAGACGUUUCGUAAUUUUACUGUAUCAUUUUAAAUUGUUUUUAAUGUUAAUGGAGUGUGUUUUUACAUACAUGCAUUAAAUUAUAACUACCACUACCAACCAGUAACUGUCUCCUAUAAAUUAAAUCAUUUAACACCAUUAUCUAAAACAUAUACCAAUAACCUGUUGGGCAACAUAACCACAAAAUGGAAUCAAUCUCACAGAAGAUGGCUGAAAUGACCGAAAUGUUUACUUAUAAGAUGGAUGAGUUCCAACGGGAUCUAAAAAAUAAUAACUCAGCAACUAGAAUCCCAUCUGAGAAACUUGCAUCAGAGUUUCAUGUGUUCAGAACUUUUGUCAUGUCAUCAUUGUCAUGCCUCCAGUCGCAGGUUAAUCUUUUAAAUCAGCUUUAUGACCAACAAGAAAUGCGGAGUAGACGCAAGAUGCUUCUAAUACAUGGUGUAACAGAGUCAAAAGAUGAAAAUCCUAGUGAGUGUGUUUCAAAAUUAAUAUCCGAUCAUCUUGAACUAGCUACAAUUGUACCCGAGGUGUUCUCCCGUUGUCACAGGAUGGGUGUAGCAAAAACGGAUAAACCACGUCCGAUUCUGGUUAAGUUCCAAGAUGCGAAGAUCCGUAAUCAAGUUUGGCUGGCUAAGACUAAACUCAAAGGUACAGCUAUAACAUUAUCUGAAUUUCUCACCAAGUGCCGACACGAAGUGUUUAUGGCUGCAAGAAAAAAAUUUGGUGUGUCAAAGUGUUGGACUAAAGAUGGGUCCAUUUUUGUGAUCAAUGCCGAUGGUGUUCGCCAACGAAUAAGCACAAUUGCUGACAUAGAAGCUUUACAACCACAAAAUUUAGACGGUGAGGGGCAAACCAUUACUGCUUCCGCUAGCACUUCUCAGAGGUUGUUGACUCAACAAAACUCCAGGGCCAGAAGAGUGCAAAAACAAAUUAAGUAG